AUGAACGGCUGGAAUCUUUGCGGCGAUUUGCGCGGUGAGGCGCAGCGUGGAAAGCGCAGAUGCUGUGCUGAGAAGGGUGCGACUGCGGAGAACUGGGAAAGCGCAGAGGUGGGGGGUGGGAAAACGAGGGAGUACGGCGGAGGCGGAAUGCAUGCGCGGAGGCGGCAGGUCGACGUGGCCAUGCGCGUGAACGGCAUGAUGGGCGGCGGAGCGGGGAGCGCGGAGGAGCUGUCAUUGGAGCAGAUGAUGGGUGUGAGCCGAUGGUGCGUGCUGCUCGCCGUGGAGGUUGGCUUGACGACGAGACUGGCGGAGAGGCUUGGGCAGGUGGAGAAGAGAAAGAGAGAAGAAGAGAGGGAGAGAGUGAGAGAGGAAGAGAGGAGGGUGAGGUAUGAAGAAAGGGGGAAAGUGAGAGAAGAAGUGAGGAGGGUGAGAGACGAUAGGAAGAGAGAGGAAGAGUGUGAGAGGCUGAGGGAGGAUGAGAGGAAGAGAGUGAGAGAUUACGAGAGGAGGAGACAGGUAGUACGAAUCAGGAUGAGAGAGGAAGAGAGGAAGAGGUCGGUCCCCCAUCACUCCCCCAUCACUCCCCCAUCACUCCCCCAACACUCCCCCAUUGCUCCCCCAUGGCCCCCCCAUCGCUCCCACACUGUUGCCCCCAUUUCUCUUAAUGCGGCAGCACCUGCUAGCCCAUGCAAUCUCCCCCUUCCAUAA
Messenger RNA from Closterium sp. NIES-65, 708 nucleotides. The record is from the annotation of a GenBank genome assembly. NCBI's taxonomy places the organism in Eukaryota, Viridiplantae, Streptophyta, Zygnematophyceae, Desmidiales, Closteriaceae.